Molecule: messenger RNA, 2636 nt
Organism: Gilbertella persicaria
Lineage: Eukaryota; Fungi; Mucoromycota; Mucoromycetes; Mucorales; Choanephoraceae
Product: Vps16, N-terminal region-domain-containing protein
Exons: 13
Coding region: 190-2547 (785 amino acids)
Biological process (GO): endosomal transport; intracellular protein transport; vacuole fusion, non-autophagic
Cellular component (GO): endosome; lysosomal membrane; HOPS complex
Molecular function (GO): actin binding
Source: RefSeq, a predicted model, not a curated record
UUUUUUUUUUCCUCUCUUUCUCUUUUCAAACAGAAUAUGGCACCAAACCCAACUUCAGACUGGACAGAACUUCACGACCGUUUUUAUAGGUAAAAACUUUACUCAAGACAAGAGGGUUUCAUCUCAUUUUGUUCUAGAAAGCAAGAAGUAUACUCUUUGUCUUGGAACCAAACAGACCUUUCCAAGUUUAUGAUAGCAGGUGCACAAUAUGGUGGACCUAUAGCCAUGAUUCGAGACGAUAAAAAAGUGCUAUUGUUACAGAAACAACAACCAAUCAAACCAACUAUUUACAUGUAUACAAGUGCUGGUAAAUUGAUCGAGCAAAUCCAGUGGGACAAAGGACGCAUUGUAGCAUUAGGUUGGACAGAUCAGGAACAACUUGUGGUUGUUAUAGAUGAUGGAUCUGUUAGAUUGUAUACGCUUCAUGGAAAUCAUACACAAUUCUCUUUAGGAAAGGAUGCUAAAAACGACGGUAUCAUUGAUUGUCAAAUUUGGGGAGGAGGUCUAGUAGCCAUGACUGGAAAAUACCAACUUAUUUCAGUCACUAAUUUCGAAGAACCACAGCCAAAGCCAUUAGCUGAAUUAAGACUCGAAGAACCUUUGCACAGUUGGACUGUUGUCCCACCUCAAUUUACUCUAAGUCGUCAUGUAGAAGUAUUGAUUGCCACUGGCAGUACGAUUUUGGUGGUUGACAGUAAAGAAGUGACAGAUCAACAUUUAAAUCAAGGCCCUUUUACUAAAAUGGUCGUCUCUCCUAAUGGCAAAUUCCUCGCCUUGUUCACAUCAGAUGGUAAACUAUGGGUGGUGUCUACUGAUUUCCAAAAGAACUUGUCUGAAUAUGCUACCAAAUCAAAGAUUGCACCCCAACAAUUAGUAUGGUGUGGUACUGAUUCUGUUGUAUUAUAUUGGGAAAAGAUUGUAUUGAUGGUAGGUCCUUUUGGUGAUUGGAUAAAGUACACCUAUGAGGACCCUAUUUAUCUUGCUUCAGAAAUUGAUGGUGUACGUAUCAUCAGCAACGAUAAAUGCGAAUUAUUACAAAAAGUACCAGCAUGCACUGAAAAGAUCUUCAAAAUUGGUUCUACUGAACCACCUGCUAUGCUUUUCGAUGCAUUGGAUCAUUACGAACGUAAAAGUCCAAAGGCAGAUGAAAAUAUCCGUAGCAUCAAAGCAGAGUUAAUUGAUGCUGUGGAUAGCUGUAUUGAAGCUGCAGGCUUUGAAUUCAAUCAUUACUAUCAGCGUUCCCUUUUGAAAGCAGCUUCAUUCGGUAAAUGCUUCUUGGAAAAUUAUAAUGCCAAUAGUUUUGUGGACAUGGCACAAAGUAUUCGUGUUCUGAAUGCUGUACGAUAUCACGAUAUUGGUAUUCCUUUGACUUACGCACAAUACAAACGCUCGAGUCCUGAAGUAUUGAUUGAUCGCCUUAUUAAUCGUAAUCAUCAUUUACUUGCUAUUCGUAUUGCUGAAUACCUUAAACUUCGAACAGACAAGAUUUUGAUCCAUUGGGCAUGUGAAAAGAUCAAGACAACGACUGAAGAUGAAGAUACUGUGUGCCGUACCAUUGUUGAAAAACUUAUCAAAACACCUGGUUUGUCUUAUGCCGAAAUUGCAAAGACCGCACACGAUGCAGGCCAGACUCGUUUAGCUACAAAAUUACUUGACUAUGAACCAAGAGCUGCUGAUCAAGUUCCCUUGCUGAUUUCAAUGCAAGAAGACGAAACAGCCUUGAUCAAGGCCAUUGAGAGUGGAGAUACUGAUUUGGUCUAUUUGGUUAUUUUCCACUUGAAGCGUAAAUUACCCCUGGGUGAAUUCUUUAGAAUGAUCAACAACAAACCUAUGGCUUGCAAUUUGCUUGAAGUGUAUUGCAAAGAACAAGAUACUGAGCUCUUGAAAGAUUUCUACUAUCAAGAUGAUCGAAGAGUUGAUAGUGCUAAUAUUGUAUUGUCUGAAGGCUUUAACGAGAUGGAUAUUGCUGAGCGUAUGAAAAAGCUUAAAAUAGCCGGUAAAAUUUACAAUGAACAUCGUGAAUUAGCAUUUGAAGCAAAGGCUGUAGAUGAAGCAAUCCGAUUACUUCAGUUUCAACUCAUACUUGAAAAAGAUACCCAGCAGUCUUUCACCGGUCUUUCUACUAGUGAAACUAUAUAUAAAUGUACAACACUUGGUCAACACAAUAAGGCUAGCAAGAUUAAGACGGACUUUAAGAUUCCAGACAAGAGAUUUUGGUGGAUUAAACUUCGUGCUUUGGUGGAAGUCAGAGACUGGGAAAACCUAGAGAAACUUGCCAAGAGCAAGAAAUCACCUAUUGGCUAUGAGCCAUUUGUUGAAGAAUGCAUUAAGGCUAGACAAUAUCAAGAAGCUUCAAAGUAUAUCUUGAAAUGUGAGCCCCCUGUUCGACCUAUGCUUUUUAUUAAGAUUGGUGCAUUUAAAGAAGCAGGCGAGCAAGCCUAUUUGAACAAGGAUAUUGAAGGAUUAAGGGAGGUUCGAGCAAAAUGUACAAAUCAUCUUGUUGCCCAAGAACUUGAUUCACUUUUAGCACAGCUCAAUGCUAAAUAAAGAUUCCGAAUUUAUCGGGUAAUAAUAAUAAUAAUAAUAAUAAACUUCUUGGUACACUUUAUUGGGAAAAAAAGGUGUCAUACAAUAAA